AUGGAAGAGAAACCGUUCUCAUGUUUAGAGUGCAGGACACGCUUCAUCCUGAGAGCCCAACUUAUGUCACACAAAAGAACUCACACCAUCAAGAAGCUGUUUACCUGUUCGGAGUGUGGGAAGGACUUCAGGCAGAAGUCAGAACUCGCUAGGCACCAAAGAAUCCACACAGCUGAGAAGCCAUCCUCCUGCUCUCUAGCUCCUUUGUCACCUCCUCCUAUGCUAGCCUCCAGGAUUUCUCCAGAGCUGCUCCCAUUCUCCGGCACUCUCUUCCCCAAUGUGUCCAACUGUCUCCUACCCUGUCCACAUUUAGAAGAUCCCUAA
Messenger RNA from Staurois parvus, 324 nucleotides. Lineage: Eukaryota; Metazoa; Chordata; Amphibia; Anura; Ranidae. The record is from the annotation of a GenBank genome assembly.